Messenger RNA from Lathyrus oleraceus (garden pea), 2494 nucleotides. Its product is annotated as DNA mismatch repair protein MSH1, mitochondrial. Gene Ontology annotation, biological process: mismatch repair. The record is from RefSeq and is a predicted model, not a curated record. Gene Ontology annotation, molecular function: mismatched DNA binding; ATP binding; metal ion binding. NCBI's taxonomy places the organism in Eukaryota, Viridiplantae, Streptophyta, Magnoliopsida, Fabales, Fabaceae. The transcript has a single exon. Bases 15 to 1475 code for a protein of 486 amino acids.
CUUGGACAUUUUCAAUGCAACAUCAUAAUGAGCAGAUUGAAACCUUGGUUGCUGGAUGUGAAGUCGCAUCAAGUAUGAUUGACGGAAUAAUAUAUCUGGAUGGUGAGAAAGAUCAGAAAAUCAGCUCCUUCUCUGUUAUUCCUGAUGAAUUUUUUGAGGAUAUGGAGUCUGUAUGGAAAGGUCGAAUAAAAACAAUCCACAUAAAUGAUGUACUUACUUCUGUGGACAAAGCAGCUGAGGCCUUGGAUUUAACAGUCACUGAAGAUUUCACUCCCGUAGUUUCUAGAAUAAAAGCUUUCGUAUCUCCACUUAAAAUUCUUAAGGGAGAAAUAUCUUAUUCUCGGGAUCAGGAAGCAGUGUGGUUCAAGGGUAAAGGCUUUAUACAAAAUAUAUGGGCUGGUGGCCCUGGAGAGGAACCCAUUAAACAGCUUAAGCAUGCUUUAGAUUCUAAAGGUAAAAAGGUAGGUGAGGAAUGGUUUACAACUAUGAAGAUGGACGCUGCCUUAUCAAGGUACCAUGAAGCAAAUGCCAAGGCAAAAACUAGAGUUUUGGAAGUUCUAAGGGAACUUGCUGCUGAACUGCAAUCCCAUAUAAACAUCAUUGUAUUUUCUUCCACAUUGCUUGUGAUCACCAAAGCUUUAUAUGCUCAUGUGAGUGAAGGGAGAAGAAGAAGUUGGGUUUUUCCUACAAUAGUUGAGUCCCAGAAGCUUGAGGAUGGGAAGCAAUCCAAUAAAAACCGUGAGAUGAAGAUAGUCGGUUUAUUACCAUAUUGGUUCAACAUAGCAGAAGGAGGUGCCGCGCAUAAUACUGUUGAUAUGAAAUCAUUAUUUCUAUUGACAGGGCCCAAUGGUGGUGGUAAAUCAAGUUUGCUUCGGUCAAUUUGUGCUGCUGCACUACUGGGGAUAUGUGGACUUAUGGUUCCUGCUGAAUCAGCCAUAAUUCCAUAUUUUGAUUCCAUCAUGCUUCAUAUGAAGUCAUAUGAUAGUCCAGCUGAUCACAAAAGUUCAUUUCAGGUGGAGAUGUCCGAACUUCGAUCCAUCAUGGCUGGAACCUCUAAAAAGAGCCUUGUACUUGUUGAUGAAAUAUGCCGAGGAACAGAAACUGCAAAAGGGACUUGUAUUGCAGGCAGCAUUAUUGAAAAACGUGAUAAAAUUGGUUCAUCAUUGAUUGCUCAAGCAGCAGAUGUGCCAACCCUUCCAUGGAGUGGUUCACAUGUGAAAAUUCCUCCUGAAAGCUCCUUGAGUAGUAUUCCUGAUGAAAUUUACCGGGCAGCAUGUGUUUAUACAACAGAGGAAGCAAUUGCAAGUUGUCAAGUCGUUGGAUACCCUGCAAUGAUCAAGGCAUCUUGGGGUGGUGGUGGUAAAGGCAUAAGAAAGGUUCAUAAUGAUGAUAAGGUAAGGGCAUUGUCAAGCCAAGGUUCACAGUCUGAAAAAUGGUCCUGUUCCAAGCUGUCAUGCGAAGCUCCUCGUGAUUAAAAUGGGAAAGGAGAGAAAGAGCUGCAGUUUUAUGCCGUUACAGGUGUUGGUUUCCAAAGCUAUCAUGUGGCCGCUGGAUUAUGUUGCUGCAUUUCCUGCAGCUGGUAUGCUUAGGCCCAUUUUGUUGUUGUAGCGUCCGCGGUUGAGGUAACUGUUAUAUCAAUUUUCAUCUGCACGGCAGUUUCCAUAUAUGUAUUUCCGGGGGUUAUAGUCAUCAAGUUGGACAGUGAUGAUAUUGCUGCUUCCUGUUCUAGAAGAUUAGCACUACUCAAAACCCUGCUAACACCUACAAAAACACCAUCCUGCGUUAAGUCCCAAUGAAGGCAGAAGCAAAUACGGUAGUUCCAUUCCGUUAUUCAACAAUGUCAGCAUCAAAUUGGUUCUCGCAAUCGGUUUCUUCACAUUCUUCAUCAUCUUGUUUUUCAUUCGGCAUCUCGUCAAUUCCGUUGCGGAACCUCACUGUCUAAUGAGCUGAAAUAUAAAGAACAAGCAUUUGAUGAAAAGAUUGAGAAAAUUUUCAAUUUGGCUGAGAAGGUGGACUCGGAAUCCAUUUCUGUUGGUAAUGCUGCCGUUGGAAGCUUAUUAGACGGCAUUGACUACUUCUAUGGCCAGUCAAAAAUCGCUCUGUCAAGAACCCUUAAUUUUAGGAAACAUGUUGAUUAUGUAUCAUAUUGGCCUGCUGAGCCUUACACAGCGGUACCAAGUCGGUCUUUCUUUCCAAGAGGAUUUUUAUGAGAUGAAGGUUUUCAUCAAUUUCUAAUCUGGUGUUGGGAUAUUCAUAUUUCAUUGGAUAUCAUUGGACACUGGUUAGAUAUGAUGAACAUUGAUGGAUGGAUACCACGCAGACAAAUUAGGGAAAUUGAAGCAUCAUUUGAAGCAGCCAAGUCACGCCCUAUUCACGCGACUAAAAAAGGAUUUGUAUCCUGUUGAGUUCAUGCCAUUGUUGCCUAAUAUUGAUAGAUAUCCCACAAAUACAGUUUGAUAUAGGAACAGAAUUAGUCCCGAUCCUAUAUUUUUUU